This is a messenger RNA of Dimorphilus gyrociliatus, 7276 nucleotides long. NCBI's taxonomy places the organism in Eukaryota, Metazoa, Annelida, Polychaeta, Dinophilidae. The record is from the annotation of a GenBank genome assembly.
UGACCAUCUUUUAACACGACGUUAAGAACAUUUGCAGUCUCCGCCGUCACUGUCGUCCAAGAUUAAUGUCCUUAUCUGCAAAUGCGUCUUUGCAAAGAGUAUUAGCGCGUUUUUCUUUCUAUAGUCCUCCUUUUGAUAUAAUAUCUCCUAUCUAUAACAUAAAAAAAAUUCCAGACAUCACUAAUUUACACAGACAUACAUUUAUGCAUAUUUGCAUACAUAUACGUGCAUAUAAUAUGCUAGACAAAUUGACUGAUAGAAAUAACAUAACGACAACGCUACAAAUAAAUAGAGCUCAUUAAGAUAAGUAUAUUAAAUAUUUACUGAUGGCUACCCUAGUAGUGCUCUUUGGUUCUAAAUAUCUUUCUUUUGUUCUCUUUUUAUUAUUACAUCUGUAGCGUCUAAAUGAGUCCAUCUUUGGUAUCUAUAUCUUUUUUCAAAGUAAGAAUCUCUUCUUCCUCAGCGUCCGUUUACUGCACUUUCUCACCCUCUGUCAUUUAUUCCACCCACACCGCCCAUACAAACGUUUCAUUGGUUAUCGAUAAUUUUAAAGAGUUUCAAGUCCUAGUUUAAUGGAUCAUAUAUUAUGUAUGAAUUGGAAUGAAGCACCUAUAUAAUUUUUUUUCAAUAUUGAACGGUAGAAAGGUUAAGGUCGAGGUAUCAGUAAACAUUUAUUUACCAGGAAAGAGAUGAAAAAUGUAGUACAUAUGCAUUAACAUAUUUACAUUGUGGGGGUCCUUUAUUUACUAGAUAUAAUAAUUUUAUUUUCUAAUAAAUUAGGACGUUUUCUCCGAAAUUACAAAACUCUUUUAAAAAUAUGAAUGCAUUAAAUAUUUUCCUCUGAAUUAUUUAUUUCAUCUUUUUAAUGAAAAAAAAUAUGUAUAUAAUCUACAUAUUUUACUUUUCAAAUAUAUUUUCGACAAUUUUACUUAUAUAUGCAAACUAGUCUGAUCAUUUUCUGCCUCCUCCGGGGCAUCUCUAUGCCCGCUUGACGUACAUUUUCCCUCUCAUUUCCAAUAAUGUAAUAAACAACACAGCGAAUUGAUGCGGUUGGAUACUGGUCUGAUCAUCGAACUUUGGAAUAAAGGAAUGUUCUGGGACAGUCUAAUCGGAACGCAUUGGCUGCCUUUAAUGGGUGUACGGCAUUCAAAUCAUGUACGAGUUUUUUGUCAAUAUACAUGUCUUCUUUUGCCUUCUAAAAUUUAUUCAAAGUCCUUUCAAACUUUUUUCUUCUUAUAUGAAACAGGAAGGCGCUGGGAAAUGGUUAUCUCUCGAUAGCGAUUUAAUCAUGAAAAAUGGUGAAGUAAUCGGUACUCAAACUCCGACCGGCCAUAGCGUCCUGAUAGAUGUCAGAUUCGAAUUGCCUUGCGGUUAGUACGUAUAGACCAACGCUCCUAUAAAACGCUUCGUCAAUAAAGUUAAUUUAAGCUGAAUGCGCCUUUUUGUUCAUCGCAGUCGAUACAAUCCCGGCUUACGCGUUUUUCUCUUCUUUCCAAUUUUGUAUUUUACUCACACAUUACUCGAUUUAUAGGUCGCCGCCUUUCCCCUUUUUCUUAUAUUUUAUACUUUUUUCCCAUAUAGUAUCCCUUUAUGACAUCCAUAUUAGAAAUGUAUAUUUUAAAUGCGUUUAUUAAAUACUAUAGCGACGCAAAUUUUUAACUAAAAAUAUAUCUAUUACAUUGUGUUUUUCGUGUUUUUUCGCUAUUUUUGUGUCGUGCUUAUCGUACACUGUAAACAGAAUUCGUUAGAUGUAUAUAUAUAUAUAUAUAUAUAUAUAUAUAUAUAUAUAUAUUCUCAUAGCUAUAUUUAGGCUAUUGAUGCUUUCUUUACUCCUUUUCAAUCGUCUUCAGCUUCUUUCUAGUACUAUCAUAACGUACGGUCAGCUUUCUAUAUCUUGAUUUAAAAAGAAAUCGAUUUUUCCCUUCACAAUAAGCAAUCAUUUAGGAAAUUCAGUUGCCUCCCUCUCGUUCUAUUGCGCUCUCUCCUGUCUUUCUUCCCUAUACCGCCCCCACUUUCCUUCUUUUUCUUCCUCUACUUGCACAUCAGUGAUAUUAUAUAAAUAUAUAAAGUAUGAUACCACUUUAUUAGCUGCGACGAAAUCUCUUUUUGCUUAACAGAUAUCCCCGAAGCGGAAGCGGCCGAAUUGCAGAACAAAUUGGAAGUAUUAAACGGAAUAAUGGAUGAAGAGAUGCUAACGCUUCAAGAACAACAACGAAAGGCCACCUAUUCGCAAUGUACGUAUUACGUAGGCGUUUUGUACGUAAAGUAUUAAAAAUCCCAGUAUGCGAUUACCAUCGUUUCUUGAUUGAUGCGAUCGUCUGAUGUCUCUCUUUUAAAUCAUCUUCGUUCCCAGUUUGCUUUCCUCCAGCUACUUCUUGUUUUAAAUCACGUGAUAUUUGUAAACGUUGCAGCAGGGAUGAGUGAAGAUUCCGAUUACACAUCAGACGUCAACUAUCCUCUUCAGCAUCAGUAUAAUGCCAGUGUCCAUCAGUAUGGUGGAGUGGCUAGAAAUGAACAAUGGCGAAUGGUUAGGCAGGAUACAAUUGAUCAAAGAGAUUAUUAUCCCCGAUCGUCCGACCUUGAAAACCAUGUCGCUCCCGAAUAUGAGCAACACUAUGAAAAAGGUUAUGAAAGAGGAUGCUCAAUUGAGCAAUCUUUCUCCCAAGAAUAUGAUGAUUAUCAGCCAUCUUCGCAACCUGUACAUUCGCAUCAACCGCUUCAUCACCGACAAAAGCCGUCAUCACAAAGAUAUCCUCAGUUAGAAUCAUUCGACUCUUAUGACCGUUCAGCCUCGUACGACCAGGAUUAUUAUAAUCCGGAAUCGGACUCCGAACCACUCUACUAUAAUAGUCGACCAAAAGAGCAGCACUUGAACGGACACAGACUGCCUAGGCAAUACGAUUCGUGGGAAGAACAAACAGAAGAUGACAGAUAUUACGGAAGUAACUACGAUUAUCAAUGGCAACCUAGCGAAGAAUCUUACGACGACUAUGAAUACAAUCGCUACGAUCGAUCGACUCACGGAUGGGAUACUGAUGACGUCAGCGUAAUAGAACAGCAAAAUAGCACUAGACGACCUUCGUGGGAUGUAAAAAUGGUAGAAGACGACAAAAGGAAACAAGCUGGUGCUUGGCAACGACCAGAAGACGUUGAUUAUGAAGAGGCUUUGACCAGCACUGAAAAACAUGACUAUUCCACGGCACCGGCUUCUUGGCCUGUCGACGAUCCGGAGCCAACGCCUUAUGAGUCGAGCGCCGAUCGCUACGCAGAUCAAGUUGAAUAUAGCUCCGAAAUGCCGCAAUACGGAAACGAUUUAAGCAGACAAAGCACACAAGAUUUUAGCCCUCACGAUAGUAAAAUUUCCUCGGCAAAUAUCAGUCGACAGUCAACAGAUUACCAAAGUGAUUUAACUGCGGAUUUCGAGCCAAAUGCUGAUAUUCCUUCUCCUGCAAAAAUUCGGUGGAUUAAUGCCUUCAAUAAAAUUUGCGCCAAACUUAAUCAGGAGGGAAGAGAAGGUCGACGGGCUGCAGAACAUAAUGCCUUUUAUAAUUCAAUCGAUAGUAUGCCCGAAAUUAAGCCUAGAAGAAAAUCUAUUCCGCUUGUCAGCGAUUUGUCGAUGGCAGCAUCGAAACGAAAUGCUGGUGUUCCAUCGUCGUUUGCUGGUCGGGCUUCCUUAAUGGAUGAAGAGCUGAAAAUGCAUGUCUACAAGAAAGCCCUUCAAGCCCUCAUCUAUCCGAUUUCGUCCACCACCCCCCAUAAUUUUCGUCCGUGGUCAGCUCACAAACCAACAUACUGUUUUGAAUGCGAAGGUUUAUUAUGGGGAGUAGCUAGACAAGGUUUACGUUGUGCCGAGUGCGGCGUCAAGUGCCAUGUAAAAUGUAAAGACUUGUUGAACGCCGACUGCUUACAGAGAGCCGCGGAGAAAAGUUCAAAACACGGUGCUGAAGACAAAGCAGCAGACAUAAUAACGGCUAUGAAAGAUAGAAUGAAAAUUAGAGAAAGGAACAAACCGGAUAUUUUCGAACUAAUAAGACAAGUAUUCCAAGUAGACAAAAAGAGCCAUGCUGGUCAUAUGAAAGCCGUUAAACAGAGCGUUCUUGAUGGAACUUCAAAAUGGUCGGCUAAACUAGCGAUUACAGUUAUAUGUGCUCAGGGCCUUAUCGGUAAAGAUAAAACUGGGACAAGCGAUCCAUACGUAACAGUUCAAGUUGGGAAAUUGAAAAAGCGAACAAAUACUGUACAACAAGAAUUGAACCCGGUUUGGAACGAAAAGUUUUAUUUGGAUGAAGAUAACGAUUUGAAAUCUAAACUACGACAAAAAUUAACAAGAGAAUCUGACGAUUUUCUUGGUCAGACGAUUAUCGAGGUUCGAACCUUAUCGGGCGAAAUGGACGUCUGGGAUGAGGAUAACGACCUCCGUUCGAAAGUGAGGUCAAAAUUAACGCGCGAAAGCGAUGACUUUUUAGGGCAAACUAUCAUAGAAGUUCGCACUCUUUCUGGUGAAAUGGAUGUUUGGUAUAAUUUAGAGAAGAGAACCGAUAAAUCUGCAGUAUCAGGAGCCAUUCGCUUGCACAUCAGCGUUCAAAUAAAGGGAGAGGAGACUGUCGCUCCUUACCACUUGCAAUAUACGUGCCUGCACGAAAAUCUCUUUCAUUACUUGACAGAACAGCAGGAAGGGAAAGAGAAAGGCAAGGUAAAACUGCCUAAAGCUAAGGGUGAUGAUGCUUGGAAAGUGUACUAUGAGGAUCCUGCUCAAGAGAUAGUAGAUGAAUUCGCCAUGCGAUACGGUAUUGAGAGCAUUUAUCAAGCAAUGACUCAUUUUAGCUGUCUAUCGGCUAAUUACACAUCGCCCGGAGUUCCCGCCGUUAUGUCUCAGCUCUUAGCGAAUAUAAACGCCUUUUAUGCUCAUACUUCAGCUACCAGUUCGAACGUUGUAUCAGCUUCAGACCGUUUUGCUGCUUCCAACUUUGGCAAGGAGAAAUUUGUAAAGUUGUUAGAUCAAUUACACAAUUCGCUACGGAUUGACUUAUCAGUUUAUAGGAACACUUAUCCAGCCUCAGAUCCAGAGAGAUUAUUAGAUUUAAAAGCCACUGUCGACCUCCUUACGUCCAUGAUGUUCUUCCGAAUGAAGGUGCAAGAUAUAUUCCGCCCACCGAGGGCAUCAGAUGUUGUGAAAGACUGCGUACAAGCUUGCCUAACUUCAACCUAUCACUUUCUAUUUGAUAAUUGUAAUGAUAUUUUUCAACGAGAAUUUCAAACCGAUGGGAAAGAUGAAAAAGACGGGCCCAAUUCCAAGAGUUUAGGUUUUUGGCGAAAACUUAUUCAUCUAAUUGUUUCAGUAAUUGAAGAAGACUGCAACAGCUACGCACCAAAUUUGAGUCAAUUUCCAGCAGAAUUGAAUGUAGGUCAUUCAUCGAAGGAAGCUAUGUGGUCCUUAUUUUCUCAGGAUUUAAAGUAUGCCAUCGGAGAACAUGUAAACGAUAAGCCUUGUAAAGCAACUGAAUAUAUGAAUUUUUACUUUGAGAUAAAAGGUCUCUAUACUAAAUACAUAGCUGACGCUCCAAAUAUGCAAAACGACAUUCCUGAAUAUCCACUGUGGUUUGAGCCUUUAGUUAUGACAUGGUUGAAUGAAAAUGAAGAAGUAUCUAUGGAUAUAUUAAAAGGUGCAUAUACCAGGGAUAAAAAAGAAGGUUUCCAAAGAAGCACAAAUCUUGUCAAAUUCUCCUCAUCUGUAACUGAUAUAUUUUCUAAUCUUAAUUCCUGCUUUGACAUUAUUCAAAAAUUAGAAUGCCCUCAUUCUGAAUUAGUUAAAAGAUAUAUGCAACGGUUCUCUGUAACAAUAUCCAAAGUUCUUCUAGGAUAUGUUGAAAUGCUGAAAACAGAUUUUCCCAGCUUUGCUAGCAAACAGGAAAUAGCCUUUACUCUAAUGAGUAACAUACAAGAACUUAGAGUCCAAUUAGAUAAACUCUUUGACAAAAUGGGAGGUAAGAACUUGGACGAAGAAACUGUAAAUGCUCUCAAUGCUCUGCAAACUAAGUUGAAUGGAGUAUUAGAUGAAUUGGCGGCCAUUUUCACAAAGACUCUAGAAUCGCAAAUAGGCGAAUCAGUAAAACAAAUGAACAACGAAUUGAGUAAUCCUGCAAAGAAAAAUUUGGAUGAUAAGAAGAGCGUAGAGAAUAGCGUCAGCUAUCUAUCUGAUACCCUGGACUCUUUCCUUACUGUUUUCUUGGAUCAGGUUGAAAAGACUGUUUUCAAGAGAAUAUUAAAGGAGCUUUGGAAAAUCGUUAUUAAAAGCUUAGAGAAGAUUGUAGUCCUACCACCAAUGUCUGAUCCUCGACAGCUCUUCCCUAUUCCCUCUAAUGCUCAGGCUAAGAUUGAAGAUGUUUCUCGGAGUAUUUUGCGCAAUGUAACUCAGCAAGCAUCUAAAAUGCCUGUUUCUAUGAUCUCAACAUCUGAUUCCCAACCAUUGGCUGAUGUUACCCGGCGUUUGGCUGAUUUAUCGAGAGAUGUAGAAAGAAAUAUGACUCCCGGACAUUGUAAGAAGUUGACUAUGGCUGUUGAAGAAAUAGUUAACUGUUUCUACGGAGACGGUAACGGUCUAAAGAGAAGUUUCUUGGAAAAUUCACCUGAACUGAAAUCGCUCAAACACGCUCUUAGCCUUUAUACACAGACAACUGAUUCGCUUAUUAAGCAUUAUGUAACAAAUGAAGUGUCGCAGGUGCCAUUUAAACAACACAAUCCGGCAGGAGACGAAUGCGUUGGUGAAGUAUCUAUACAAGUGGAUCUUUUCCCUCACCCUGGAACAGGCGAGCGCAAGAUUAAGGUUACAAUCGUUGCAGCAAAUAACUUGAAAUGGAAGACAACAGGGGUCUUUAAACCAUUUGUUCAAGUCCAUCUAUUAGGGCCUUACUUAACUAAUAGGAAACGAAAAUUUGAAACUAAAUCGAAAAACAACCAAUGGUCACCAAAAUUUAGUGAAAAUUUUAAUUUGGCCUUUGGAAAUGAAGCAGAUAUAGAGUGCUAUGAAUUACAUAUCUGCGCUAAAGAUUAUUGUUUUGGUAGGAAGGAUCGUUUAAUCGGUGUUACUGUUAUGCAAUUAAGGGACAUAGCUGAACCUAGAACUUGCGCUUGUUGGUGUUCAUUGGGUCGUCGAAUAAAUAUGGGAGAAACUGGCUGGACGAUAUUACGUAUCCUAAGUCAAAGAACAAAUGACGAAGUAGCCAAAGAAUUCGUUAGACUCAAAUCUGAAUGCCGCGACAACGAUGGAGUUAGUUAG